UUUUCUGCAAUGAAGUUGACCAAGAAUUCACUUCUCCGAUCUGCAUCGUCAACUAAGCUUAUCAACCACAACAAAUAACAAAUCUGUUCCAAACAUUUCUAGGUGUGCGUAUGUGAGGGUUAACUAACGUAGUGGACAUCUUUUCAGUUUUGGGAACAAAUUUGUAGUCUGUUUGAGUUUGCCUUGCACAAUCAAAGGAAGUCAAAAUGCCCUUUACACCAAGGGAACCAAAUAGGUGCAAGAGGUGUAGUGGAGCGGUUUACGAUGCCGAAAUGCAGAAGGACUCGGGCGGUGGUUUCUGGCAUAAAAGAUGCUAUAUAUGCAAAAACUGUUCGGAUAAUAAAAAGACUACGAAAUUGGACAGUACGACUUGCUGCGAUAACGCAGGUGAGAUCUACUGCAAGGCAUGCUAUGGUGCAUUGUUUGGCCCAAAGGGAUACGGAUUUGGCGGGGGAGCUGGAGCACUAACCCGCACACAGAACAACUCGCUUCAUCAAGUGCGCGUUACUCGCGAAACGACCGCAUACUCUACGCUUUCAGUGAACUAUAUAAGAUUGGAUUCUAGAAGAAUGGCGGAUAAAGAAAGGUGUCCUCGUUGCAAGGACAGGGUGUACAUGGCAGAGCAGGUUCUUGCUGGGUCACAGAAGUACCACAAACGUUGCUUUACUUGCAAUAACAAGCCGUCUUGCAACAAGUCCUUAGAUAGUGGUACCUUUAACGAUCAUGAGGGGCAGGUGUACUGCAAGGGUUGCUACGGCAAACUUUUUGGCCCAAAAGGUUAUGGAUAUGGUGGUGGAGCUGGUGCCCUUCAUUUGACUGGAAAGUGAACAAUGCCCGAGGGGAUAUCAUCAGCUACUAGUUUGUUAGUUUUGAACUUCACAAGUGCAUCACAUUUCCACUUUCUUGAUCAUGUUAUGUCAUAAGUAUUUCA
Molecule: messenger RNA, 931 nt
Organism: Orbicella faveolata
Lineage: Eukaryota; Metazoa; Cnidaria; Anthozoa; Scleractinia; Merulinidae
Product: muscle LIM protein 1-like
Biological process (GO): muscle tissue development; sarcomere organization
Cellular component (GO): nucleus; Z disc; cytoplasm
Molecular function (GO): structural constituent of muscle; actinin binding
Source: RefSeq, a predicted model, not a curated record